Beta vulgaris subsp. vulgaris (sugar beet) is the source of this 1894-nucleotide messenger RNA. RefSeq names its product amine oxidase [copper-containing] gamma 1. Gene Ontology annotation, biological process: amine metabolic process. Gene Ontology annotation, molecular function: quinone binding; copper ion binding; primary methylamine oxidase activity. Lineage: Eukaryota; Viridiplantae; Streptophyta; Magnoliopsida; Caryophyllales; Amaranthaceae. The coding region runs from base 192 to 1673 and encodes 493 amino acids. The record is from RefSeq and is a predicted model, not a curated record. The transcript is spliced from 4 exons.
UUCAACCUUUGACCUAUCGUUCACAACACCUCAAUCUUAACUUAAUCACUAGGCUAAGACGUCUUUGGUAUAGCAAAAGUUUUAUUUAUUGUGUAUUUUUGUUAUUUGUAGGAUGGUAUGGGGAGAAUGAGGAAAAAAGGAGGAUAAUAAAGGUACAAUGUUUCUCCAUAGCAGAAAGUGUUAAUUUCUACAUGAGAACAAUAGAAGGCUUGACAGUAAUUGUUGAUUUAGAUACAAAUCAAGGGGUGGAAGUCUCCGAUAUUGGAAGGCACAUCCCUAUUCCCAAAGACACUAACACAGACUAUCGUUUCUCAGCCCAAAACAACACUCAUACAAAAACCAACCCAAUUAACCCAAUAUUCAUGGAGCAGCCCAAAGGUCCAAGCUUCACUGUAAAAAAUGACCAUUUAAUCAAAUGGGUAAAUUGGGAAUUUCACAUCAAACACGAUCCUAGAGCUGGUAUGAUCAUAUCUAGAGCCAUGUUUGAAGAUCCGGAUAGUGGAGAAUUUCGAAGUGUGAUGUAUAAAGGGAUGGUUUCUGAGAUAUUUGUACCAUAUAUGGAUCCGACUGAAGCAUGGUAUUAUAAGACGUAUUUGGAUGCGGGUGAUUAUGGGCUCGACUUAUGGACAAGAGCACUUGACCCGGUUAAUGAUUGUCCUAGAAAUGCAUAUUAUAUGGAUGGGGUGCUUGUUACAAGUGAUGGAACACCAUUUAUUCAAUCUAAUGUCAUUUGUGUGUUUGAGAGAUAUGCAAAUGAUAUUGCCUGGCGUCAUACUGAAAGCUCUGUUGUUGGAGAAGAGGUUCGUGAAGUGAGACCGAAGGUUACUCUCGUAGCUAGAAUGAUAACUUCGAUAGGUAACUAUGAUUACAUCUUGGAUUGGAUAUUUCAAAAUGACGGAUUAAUUAGGAUUGAGGUUGGAUUAAGUGGUAUUGCAGUUGUAAAGGGUACAACAUACAAGAAUAUGGAGGAAGUGCCUGAAGAAGAAGAUCUUUAUGGCACUUUAGUAUCUGAAAAUAGUAUUGGAGUCAUACAUGAUCACUAUAUUGCUUUUUAUUUAGACAUGGAUGUGGAUAGUCCGAAUAAUUCAUUUGUAAAGGUGGAUAUCCGAAAACAAGAAACUUCACCAGGGGAAUCACCAAGAAGAAGCUACCUAAAAACUACGAGAAAUGUUGCUAAAACUGAGAAAGAUGCACAAAUCAAACUUAACAUGUAUCAGCCAUCAGAAUAUCAUGUAAUCAACCCGAGUAAGAAGACACGGGUUGGAAAUCCGGUUGGUUAUAGACUAGUACCCGGUUCUAAUGCCGCGAGCUUGCUGGAUUCGGAGGAUCCGCCUCAGAGGAGAGCAGCAUUUACCAAUAACCAAAUAUGGGUCACACCAUAUAAUCAAAGCGAAGUGUGGGCUGGUGGGUUAUUUGUUUGGCAAAGCCAUGGUGAUGACACUCUUGCAACAUGGUCUAAUAGGGACAGAUCUAUAGAGAACAAGGAUAUUGUUCUUUGGUACGUAUUAGGUUUCCAUCACAUACCAUGUCAAGAAGAUUUCCCCAUCAUGCCAACGGUAACUUCAGGUUUUGAUUUGAAACCUGUUAACUUUUUCAACAGAAAUCCAAUACUUGGGAUUCCACCACAUUUUGAGAAUGAUCUCCCUGUUUGUCAAGCUACUGGUCAUGCUUAAAUAUGCAUUUCAAGCUGAAAAAUCCAAAAAAGAGAGACUAUAUAUGUAUGAUUGGAAUUGUGAAUGUGAGUUUGUAAUCUACCACAGGUAAAUUUCUUUAAUAAAGUGGAGAUUAUUAUGGAGUAAUUUAACGUAGCUUUUAUAAUAAUUUAUGCCAUGUGAUCCACAUGUUACGUAUCAACGGUAGUUAUUAAGAUUUCUUACUUUUUAUUUUAUUUCUA